AUGGGUCUCCUUGGAUUUCUGUUAAUGCAGUUCCUUCUUACAGCAGCGCUCGGUCUGAACACAACAGAUCCCUCCUGCGAAACCAAGUGCGGCAACCUCAGUAUUCCCUACCCUUUUGGCGUCAGGGAGGGCUGCUACUUCAAAGACGCCAACACCGAUUAUCUUAUUGUCUGCAACACAACGUUCGACCCUCCGAAGGCGUUCCUGGGGGAAGGCAAUAUCGACGUCGUAGACAUCUCCUUGAAUGGCGAAAUCCGGAUCACGAACUUGAUGGGCUACGAAUGCUAUAAUGAGUCAGGCAGUAAAACGGAUAAGUGGACGAACAGUUUCACCAUUGGAUCACCCCAGUACAGCUUCUCCCACACCAAGAACAGGUUCUGGGUCGUCGGUUGCGACACUACCGCCUUCUUCGAGACUGAGAGAGGCGCCAGCGGAUGCAUAUCCUACUGCACCAAUCUGCAAGGCAUGGAGAAUGGGAGCUGCUCCGGCGUGGGCUGCUGUUCAGCAUCCAUUACCAAGGGCCUCAAGAACUUCUCAACGAAUAUUGGCACCUAUUACAACUACAACAAUUCCAAGGAAUUCAAUCUCUGUGGCUAUAUGUUCGUGGCCGAGGACAGUCAGUACAACUUCAGCAUCUCCGAUCUGAACGAUACAAAAUUACGGCACCGAACAUUCCCAAUUGUUCUCGACUGGUCCGUUGGGAACCAGACCUGCGAGCAAGCCAAGACGCCACUGCCGGGGAUGCCUUACGCAUGCCGCAGUAGGAACAGCCAGUGCAACAACUCAAACAAUCGCGUCGGAUACCUCUGCCAGUGCUCAACGGGCUACCAGGGCAAUCCUUACGUCGUUGGGGGAUGCAAAGGUAAGCGUUUUGCCGACUUUGUAUAAUUUGCAAACUAAGCUUGUCAAUCAGUAAUGUCAUCUGUUCUUUGUCUGUUUAAUUACCCUUGGGUCAUCCAACUUAAAUACCUAGGUUGAUCGAUUUGUAUAAUAUUACGUUGACUUCUGUAUCAACCAAUUAAAGAUUUAUCCGGUUUUAGCCCACCUCAGAGGAAGAAGGUUACCGAGUCAUCCUAUUUAUGCUAGAUGGGCAAUGAGUUGUUCAGCCAUAACUUCAUUUUCAUGCAUUUACUUCUGCGCUCGCCAACAAAACAUCACUCUAAGACUAUCGACCGGUCUCUUAAAGAUAUUGAUGAAUGCAAGAACAAUUCAACUAUCUGUCCGCGCGAGGCUCAAUGCAAUAACACGCAGGGAGACUACGAUUGUCUGUGCCCAGAGGGACAACGAUUUAAUCGCAGCGCCACAACAUGUGACGGUAUGUGUGACUUCUGAUGCUCAAAGCUUCAUAAAGUGAACCGUAUACAACUCUUGGCCACAUUUUUUCACUAGGUGGGCCUACUACCGCUAAAGGCGCAUCGACGAAGGAUAGCGUACCCUUGUCUCUCAAGCUGGGCAUAGGUGAGGAAAACUGCCUUCCUCAGUCUAUGUUUUACAUUGUUAGUUCAAUGGAACAUGAGGUCAUUGCGCUGUCCUUGCACAGGUUCCGCUGUCGGCUUUCUGAUUCUCUUGGCAACAAUCACGUCUUUGUGCUGGGGCGUCCAGAGGAAAAAGCUCGCAAACCAAGAUAAGAAGAUUCAGGAUCUGAAGAACAAAAUGUUCGAGCAAAAUGGAGGCCCAUUAUUGGUGGAGUACUUCUCUUCUCAACCGGCCAACGCCUUCAGGAUUUUCACCGAAGAAGAGCUAUCGAUGGCCACCGAUGAUUUCAACAAAGGCAGGGUCAUCGGCGAGGGAGGACACGGCGUGGUCUACAGGGGUAUGCUGGAGAAUGACAAGGCGGUCGCCAUAAAGAAGUCCAAGAAAAUGGACGAGAGAGAGAAGGACGAGUUCGUCAGAGAGAUGACGAUCCUCUCGCAGAUUAACCACGUCCAUGUGGUGAAGAUCGUCGGAUGCUGUCUAGAAGUGGAAAUUCCCAUGCUGGUCUACGAGCACGUUCCCGGCGGUACUCUCUUCGACUUGCUCCACCCCAAGGGGCAGCAACAGGGUACACUCAUCCCCCUAGAGACCCGACUCAGGAUCGCCGCCGAAGUUGCCGAAGCCCUGGCCUACCUUCACUCCUAUGCUUCACCACCUAUACUUCACAAGGACGUCAAGACCGCCAACAUACUGCUGGACGAGAAUCAAAGGGCGAAAGUCUCCGACUUUGGAGCUUCCGUGGUGGCUCCGGCGGAUGGACUCGCAGUCGCAACCAUGGUCCAGGGUACCUUGGGUUACCUGGACCCCGAGGUUAUACAGUCCUACCAAUUCACGGAGAAGAGUGACGUUUACAGCUUUGGCAUGGUCCUGGUGGAGCUUCUCACAGGGAAGAAGCCAUUCGAACCGAUAGAUACCGAAACCAAGAGGAGUCUCGCUGGGGCCUUCGUGUCCGCGUUAAGAGGAAACAGAUUGGUCGACAUCUUGGAAAGUACGGUGUGCAGCGAAGAGGAGAUGGAGAUAUUGCUGGAGGUUUCCGAGCUUGCAUGCCGGUGCCUGAGUGUUAAUGGAGCAGAUCGUCCUACCAUGAAGGAGGUGGUGACGGCAUUGCAUGUGCUGAGAACCUCUCGGGACCACCCUUGGGCACUGCCAUGCUUACCACAGGAGGCGGAGAGCCUGUUGGGUGAGAGGGAGCCCAUGGCUUACACGACAAGUGAUUUGGGAACCACAGUGAGCCACAUCGGACUGGAGAUAGAGGCCGGACGGUAG
This is a messenger RNA of Spirodela intermedia, 2739 nucleotides long. The record is from the annotation of a GenBank genome assembly. Lineage: Eukaryota; Viridiplantae; Streptophyta; Magnoliopsida; Alismatales; Araceae.